Messenger RNA from Puma concolor (puma), 1140 nucleotides. The record is from RefSeq and is a predicted model, not a curated record. NCBI's taxonomy places the organism in Eukaryota, Metazoa, Chordata, Mammalia, Carnivora, Felidae.
AUGAUCCUGCGGAGGGCACUGCCAGGUGCAGAGCUGAGCAGCACGGGGCAUCGGGUCGCCCCUCCUCCACACUUGGCUCCGACCUCCAGGACAGGUGAGGGAGCCCUGCCUUUCCAAGGGACGCUCGGAAUUGGUGAAUCUGUGACUGAGCAGGGGAACAAACUCUCCGGAGCAAGUUCAGCUCAACAACUCAGGGUAUCCUCAGAUGAUCUCAAAAAAGGAGAAAAGUUGAAUAUGAUGGCUCACCAGUGCUCUUCCUGGAUCUUCAUCAAUGAGAGGACAUUCAUUACCAGGGAACAACUCAACUCUUUAUUGAAGACCUAUAACAUUUUUUACGAGAACCAGAAAAACCUGCAUAUUUUAUGUGGACAGACAGAAGAUGGCAAACUAAUUGUUGAAGGAAUGUUGGACAUUUUCUGGGGAGUAAAACGGCCUAUACAGCUAAAAAUACAAGAUGAGAAACAAAUCCCUUCUUUUACUAGGUUGAAAUCACCAGAUGUCUUUCCCAAAAGGGGAAUGACACGCUGGGGGGAAUUUGAUGAUCUUUACCGUAUUAGUGAGCUGGACAGAACCCAGAUUCCAGCAUCUAAAGGAACAGAUUCCCAAGAAGAUUAUUUAUCUUAUCCCAGUAGCACUCUGAAGGCUUAUGCAGAUGAAGAGCCAGAAUCCCCAUUGCUCUAUCGCACCAUGAGUGAAGCAACCCUGGUGAGAAAAAGGAUGAAGCCUCCAAUGAUGGACAGAAAAGACAGACAGAAGCAUAGGGCCUCUAUUAAUGGGCACUUCUAUAACCAUGAAAUUGAAAAUAGUGCCCAGGAUUUCGCACUUUACAUUAUUUUUGCAACAGGAGAGCGGAGGCGGCUAAAGAAGACAGAUGUCCCGCUACUGCAUAGGCUCGUGCAGGGACCUUCCAAAGAGAAUGCUCGCAUUUUCCUCAUGGACAAAGAUGAAAAAGAAAUUAGCAGUGAUGUGGCUCAGUACAUUAACUUUCAUUUCCCUCUCCUGGAAUCCAUCCUUCAAAGAUUAAAUGAAGAAGAGAAAAGAGAGAUUCAAAGAACAAUAACAAAAUUCAGUACAGAAAAGGCUAUUAUAAUGAAAUGUCUCCAAAGUAAACGGGUAGUAAAAACUGAGACAACCGUUUAG